GUGCCUUCAGAUUUUCACUAGAGAGUGAGGUGAGUUCAGUUCAGCUCGCAGUUCAAUUUCGGAACGUCGUACGUGCACGCUGUUGUAGUAGUAAAUAAAGGUCGAGUUCGAGGACGCGUUUAACUAUUUUUUCUCUUUUUCGAUAUUAUUGAACUGUUUUUUUUUUUAAUUGAAAAAGUGCCGAAGAUGGAUCACACGGUUUUGGGCAUGAUGCAUCAUAAUCCCUUCGAGAAUAUCGGGAUGUACGAGCAGCCGAAGCCGCGGUUUAUCUUUAAGAUGCCCCGGGUGGUACCAGAUCAGAAGGCCAAGUUUGAGUCCGAUGAGCUGUUUAGGCGGUUAAGUAGAGAAAGUGAGGUUAAAUACACGGGCCACAGAGACCGCCCCACCGAAGAACGCGUCACGAGAUUCCUAAAAGCGUGCCAAGAAGGUCACACGGAAAUCGCAUUUUCCGCCACCGGUACCAACCUCCAUUUGGUCUUUAAUCCCCCCAACUCUGCCUACAUGUCCGAGAGCCAGUGCGAUUACGAAAAAGACCAACAAAAGGUGAAUAUCAAAUCCUCCUUCAUAAUGAACGGGGUGUGCGUGAGAUGGCGCGGGUACAUCGACCUGGAGCGUCUAGACGGCGUCGGGUGCGUCGAAUUCGACGAGGAGGCGGCGAUGCGCGAGGACGCCACUUUAAGGGACCAAAUGGAGCGUUACACGCAGCGUCUGCGCGAAUACGAAGACAACAAACCGAGAUACAGACUGGACAGGGCGGAUCAGGACGAGUUGCGGAUGCCUAAUAACCACUUGGGUCAUCACGGACAUCACGGGACAGUCACAUCCCGUUGCCACGGACCACCGAGAGGUGAACGCAGGAUGACAUAAGCCGGGGGCGACGUGCAUUAACGAACAUAUCCACACUGGUCAUAAAACCGUUAAUUGUUUUAAAGUACUUAACAAUAAAUAAUAUAAUUAAUAUUAUGUGUAAAAAUAGUGAUUUAUGUGUUAUGGGUUAUUAAAUA
Anthonomus grandis grandis is the source of this 1004-nucleotide messenger RNA. RefSeq names its product protein big brother-like. The record is from RefSeq and is a predicted model, not a curated record. The transcript has 5 exons. Gene Ontology annotation, biological process: regulation of transcription by RNA polymerase II. Lineage: Eukaryota; Metazoa; Arthropoda; Insecta; Coleoptera; Curculionidae. Gene Ontology annotation, molecular function: sequence-specific DNA binding; transcription coactivator activity. Gene Ontology annotation, cellular component: core-binding factor complex; nucleus. Bases 187 to 867 code for a protein of 226 amino acids.